Molecule: messenger RNA, 1719 nt
Organism: Blumeria graminis f. sp. triticale
Lineage: Eukaryota; Fungi; Ascomycota; Leotiomycetes; Helotiales; Erysiphaceae
Source: the annotation of a GenBank genome assembly
AUGAAAAGCAAGAAGUCAGCAGUCUCAAGGAUAAAGAGCGCUGCAGAACAAGAAGAUUACGGCAAAACUACUACCUCUCUGACAGUGGCUCUCAAGUCUGAACUUUCGGGAAAUAUUUUUAGGGGCGUCAGUAAUUUCUGGGAAAUAUAUUUCGAAAACAAACCAUGGUCCGAUCUUACUAGACGUAUCUGGGAAAGCUAUCGCGACAACGGCCAAUGCGGACCCGACAACACAUUUACGGCUAACAUGGACGAAACAGUACUCCCCAGCUGGCUGCACGCAUUUCGAGAUCGUUUUCUUUCGCAGCUAAUGCCACAACCGAAUGUUCCCGACGCUGAUCACCCAGUGGUUGAGAGAAUAGCCGGAGAUCCCCAUGUGCGCGGCAAAUUUUCUCAUACUACAAAGAAAAAUCAACUCAAUGGUGGCUUAGGCACACGGCAAUUGGAUUUCUUCAUUGAGAGUUCUGAUAUUGCCGAUAAUCUGGAACAUCAAUGGAGAGAUGUCAGGGUGUUGGGUGAAAUAACCUCUUACAAAUAUAUGUCAGCUAUGAAGAUCCAUCAAAUGAUGAGAUACGUGCGCGAGGUAUUCUACUCGCAGCCGCUGCGUAGAUUUGUGCAUGGGUUUUGCUUGCACAAACUGUACAUCGAGUUCUGGAUCGUGGAUCGAGCAGGAGCAUACAGCUCGGCUCAAAUAAAAAUCCUGGACAAUCAGGAAAAACUGGUCCGAGGGCUAUCCUCGUACAUGCUGAUGAGCGACAGAGAACUCGGACUAGAUCCAGUAAUAAGCUACGAUGAUGCUGAACGAUGUUUUGUCACAAUACCUGACGACAAUCAAUCAAUGGAAAAAAUUGAGGUACAUCCCAUGCCCUUAUCUCGGCCGGAGACGAUAGUCUCACGAGGAAAUACGUGCUUUAAGACAAAAGACAACGAAAGCUUGAUCAAAUUUUCUUGGGGCUCUGGAGCGAAACUAAAUGAAAUCGAAUUCCUCAAACUUGCAAAAGACUUGAAUGGCGUAAUCCAGCUGAAGACUUCUGGGGAACUUUAUGAGGUUGAGACACACCGAGAGGGUGUUCAGCUAUCGGAGAAUCUAAGGUGGUAUCUAGAUAUCUAUGAUCGAACUAUGUCCCACGGCAACAGGACGAAAUCUCAGAGUGAGGAAUUUUUCACGAAACGGAAACUCACAUUUGCCAAACUGUCACCAGUUGGACGUCCCCUUGAAUCUUCUCUAACGCCGGAUGAAAAGGGGAUAACAAAGGGAACGCUUAUUGAUUUAGAUAUGGCCUCAUUCCGUAUAGAUGAAAAUGAGAAGGACCAGCCGAAAGCAAUCACUGGUACGACAAGAUAUAUGGCCUUGGAACUUUUACGAGUCAUCAGCCUGAGGAAGCUAAGCUUAAAGCAAACAUAUCGGCAUGACCUCGAAUCAUUUUUCUACGUUCUCAUAGUAGGAUGCAUGAGUUACGAUGGAUUCCUACCGAGUUUUGAAAGUACUAAGGAACUGGCAAGGACACUUCAUGAAAUACUGUUUGGUGAUGAACAAGUGGAAUACGGUUCACCGGAAGAUCCUAACGUGCUUUAUGAUCCUAUAAUUGAAGCCUUCAAAAAGACUUUAGAGAAGCUUGAAGCAUACGUCCAAGAUAAGAAAGAGAACGAUUUUAUACGACAAGAUCAGGGCGCUGGAUUAAAAGGUAAGAGAAAAGUACAACAGCUUUCAGAAGCGUAG